This is a messenger RNA of Eruca vesicaria subsp. sativa (arugula), 714 nucleotides long. The record is from the annotation of a GenBank genome assembly. Lineage: Eukaryota; Viridiplantae; Streptophyta; Magnoliopsida; Brassicales; Brassicaceae.
AUGAUUUGCAUCCAUUUAACUGAGGAAGGACCAUGUGAGGAACUCGGCCCUGAUGGAAAACCUUCUAGCUUUAAUGAAUUUAUUCUCCCUGCUAAGGAGUUUGAUGGCUUAAGGGAAAGGUGUGUCUCAGAGCCUGGUCCUGACUUGGUUGUAAAGCACUUGAUAUAUGAAUCUGGACUUAAGCAACGGUUACUAUGUUACGCCGCAAGUGCUUUGUUGUUCACGCAGAAGGGUGCUAAUCCAAAUCUUGUUUCAUGGAACAGUCGCCAAGGAAAAGUCAGGCUCACCAAAUGGUAUUCUCCUUAUACGCAGAAGGAAAGAUCCAAGGUUAUACGUGAGCUCAGUGGAGUGAUUCUGAACCGAGGUCCCAAGCUCUGCAAUUUUGUUGAGUGGAGAGGUUACAAAGUUGUCUACAAAAGGUACACGAGUCUCUACUUCUGUAUGUGUAUUGAUCAGGAGGAUAAUGAGUUAGAGGUCCUUGAGAUCAUUCAUCACUACUAUUUCGGAAGUGUGUGUGAACUUGAUUUGAUUUUUAACUUUCACAAGGCGUAUUACAUAUUGGAUGAGCUUUUGAUUGCGGGUGAGCUCCAAGAGUCAAGCAAGAAAACUGUAGCCAGGAUUAUAUCUGCUCAGGAUCAAAUGGUGGAAGCUGCAAAAGAGGAGGCUGGUUCCAUAAGCAAUAUCAUCGCUCAAGCUUCAAAAUAUAAUUUAUAA